Messenger RNA from Vigna unguiculata (cowpea), 805 nucleotides. RefSeq lists its product as uncharacterized. Lineage: Eukaryota; Viridiplantae; Streptophyta; Magnoliopsida; Fabales; Fabaceae. The record is from RefSeq and is a predicted model, not a curated record.
AAAUACACAUUUCUUUCUCCAACACAGACAGACAGCACAGUAAGUAGCUUUUGUACUCCAUUACCAUGGCAUGCAACAGACGCCUGCCUCCUUCUCCUCUUGGAAGGAACAGUUCUCUCCUCCAACGCCUCCAUAGAGAAGAAAACCGUCGCACAAGGGAAGAAAAACCUUCUGAGGUAAAAAUUGAGAGUUCAGAGAAAGCACGUGGUACUGAUGCUGGAGUCAAUAAGAGAAAGCCAAUACGACGACCAAGGUCUAAAAGGCCAUAUUUAUUGCAGACCAAACCUUGGCAAGAAAAUCUGAAAGUGUUAAGGGCUGCUGCUGCCUGUGUUUAUAUUAACAAGCAAACUCCUGAACAAAAUCCAUUGGAAGAUGAUGCCAGUAGUUCUGGAUGUUCAAAUGUGAAGGACUUUGAAACAGAUUGUGAUGACAACAUUGGAGUUCAUCUUCUGGCAGAAGUUGCCACUGGAAUUAGUUUGGGGGUGGAAGAAAAAGAGGAACAUGGUAUGGAAAAAAGCAAACUCAAGAGAUCUCUGUGAUCUUGAGAAUUAUCAGAACAAUCUGCAGAACAAUGCUUGAUACAGUACUACUCAAUGUUCUCUAAUAGUUUAGUACACCUCCUAGUCUUAUAACUAGUAUGAAACCAUCUUUUCAUAUUUAUACAAAUAAAUAUGUAUCUUAUCAUUCUCAAUCUCACUAAAAUCACAAACCACCUCUUAGAGAUGAGAAUUUAUGUGGAUAUUAAUUUGAUAUGUCUGCCUAUGUAAAACUUUAACAUAAUUUAUUUUCUCACCUUUUGUUAUUA